Messenger RNA from Tachyglossus aculeatus (Australian echidna), 777 nucleotides. RefSeq names its product FXYD domain containing ion transport regulator 1 (gene FXYD1). Gene Ontology annotation, biological process: regulation of sodium ion transmembrane transporter activity; monoatomic ion transport. Gene Ontology annotation, molecular function: sodium channel regulator activity. The record is from RefSeq and is a predicted model, not a curated record. Gene Ontology annotation, cellular component: membrane. The coding region runs from base 1 to 603 and encodes 200 amino acids. The transcript has 10 exons. Lineage: Eukaryota; Metazoa; Chordata; Mammalia; Monotremata; Tachyglossidae.
AUGUCCGCCCCCUCUGCGGGGGAGGGAAGGGGGCGCUGGGACCCCCGGGGAUUCAACCGCAGGUUGUGCCUUGAGACCCACGCUGCUCCCCCGGAUCUCCGGACCCGCCCCGCCCCUCCCAUCGGGGACCGAGCCUGGAACAACGGGUGCAGCGAAGGACCGGCCCGGGCCGCGGGGGAGGCGGGGGCGGUGCGGGGGGCGGGGGGCGGGGCGGACGGGGGGUCUCAGAGCGAACCGGACCCCCGAGCUCACGGCAGAACCCCAGGCGGCUCCCAGUCAGCGGAGAUCGACAUGGAGCCUUGGACCCUGGCCCUGCUUCUUGGGGCCCUGCUGAUCCACGGCCUGGCCUACGCCGCCAGCGGCAACCCCCAAGAACAAGCUGGGCCUUUUCCAGAGGAUCGAGACCCCUUCCACUAUGAUUACCAGUCUCUGAGGAUUGGGGGGCUGGUCAUCGCAGGGAUCCUCUUCAUCUUGGGAAUUCUCAUCAUCCUCAGCCGGAGAUGUCGCUGCAAAUUCAAUCAGCAACAGAGGACGGGGGAACCCGAUGAAGAGGAAGGGGCCUUCCGCAGUUCCAUCCGCCGCCUGUCCAGCCGGAGGAGAUAGGAACCCCUCCCCUCGACACCCGACCCUCCCUACAGGUCCUUCCGGCCCCGAUACUCUCCUGGCCCAGCUCGAGGUGGGGGGGGGGGGGUGCGAAGGGAUAUAGGGCAGGGGGCGGCGCUGUCCCCCUCCCCGAGCUCUGAACCCCCAACCCUGUAAUAAACCCGGUUCCAUGAC